AUGAGUGGCUUGGAUGCUCCCGAGAUCGCGGCUGCAUAUAAUGCAGUUCGCGAUGAUAAAGAUGACACCAAUUGGAUGCUCAUUUCGUACGCAGAAGCCAGCGGGAGCAAGCUCUCGCUGAGCAAGACGGGCUCGGGUGGCAUUGCGGAAUUGGCUGCCUCUCUUGAUGAUGCUCAGGUGCAGUACGGUUUCGUCCGAGUCGAGUAUGCCAACGACGCGGAGAGCACCAGGGUCAAAUUUGCCCUAGUUGUCUGGAUUGGCGAGAACACCAAGGUGAUGCGAAAGGCGCGGGUGAGCGUCGAGAGCGGCGAGGUUAAGCGCAUUCUCUCUCACCACCUUGCAUUGACUGCUGGAGACCGAUCUGACCUGGAGGAGAAGGAAGUAGUCGCGAGGCUGCGCAAGGCUGGCGGAGCCGACUACAACGGAGGCCGUGGAUAA
Messenger RNA from Pochonia chlamydosporia 170, 438 nucleotides. Its product is annotated as actin-binding, cofilin/tropomyosin type. The transcript has a single exon. Gene Ontology annotation, cellular component: site of polarized growth; cortical actin cytoskeleton; actin filament. NCBI's taxonomy places the organism in Eukaryota, Fungi, Ascomycota, Sordariomycetes, Hypocreales, Clavicipitaceae. The record is from RefSeq and is a predicted model, not a curated record. Bases 1 to 438 code for a protein of 145 amino acids. Gene Ontology annotation, molecular function: actin filament binding. Gene Ontology annotation, biological process: regulation of actin filament polymerization.